UCCCCCGCAGGACGCGCUCCCGUCUCUCCUCGCUCGCCCCUCCCGGCUCGGGGCUCCCGCGUCUCCGGCGGGUCCCUCUCCGUGUGGCGGCUGUCCGGGCUGUCCGAGCGCCAUGCAGCGAGGCCGGGUGCGGGCGGCGCUGGCGGCGCUGCUGUGCGCGGCGCUGCUCCCGCUGCCCCGCGAAGCCGCCAGAGCUUCCAAGCGCCCCCGGAGCUGCGGGGAGCGCCCCGAGGAGCUGCUGGAGCAGCUGUACGGGCGGCUGGCGGCCGGCAUGCUCAGCGCCUUCCAUCACACCCUCCAGCCCGAGCGCAACCGCAGCUGCCCCGCGGGCACCAGGGGGCGAGGGCCCGUCAACCUGCGCAGCGCCUCGCCCUGGGCGUACAGAAUUUCGUAUGAUCCCACAAGAUAUCCUAAAUACAUUCCUGAAGCGUACUGCCUGUGCAAAGGCUGCCUUACGGGGAUCUUUGGCGAGGAGAAUUUUCACUUCCGCAGCACCCCUGUGUACAUGCCCACUGUCAUCCUCCGUCGCACGUCAUCAUGUGCUGGGGGCCGUUAUGUCUACACAGAAGACUACGUCACUAUCCCAGUGGGCUGCACUUGUGUACCUGAGCAUGAAAAAGAGGCUGAAAGUGUAAAUUCUAGCAUAGAUAAGCAAGAAGUGAAGUUGCUGGUAAGCCAGAACAAGCCGUCAUCAGAAUGAAGAAUAUAUAGAGUCACAUUACAGUAUUGGUUUCCUAUAUUCAUCAUUUCACCACCUCAAGAAACUGCACCACAGUGGCAAACACACUGCCUUACCCUCUUUUUCUACUUACAAUUAUUUCAGUUAUAAGAUGGAAGGUUUGUCUAGUCACUCACAUCAUUAGAGAUGACAUUUCACGUUCAGAACUUCUUUACUUCAAGUAGGUAUUUGUUGCAAAUUCCAAAGUAGCUUUUUCUUUUUACUUAGAGCAGAACAUUUUAUCCUUGCUUAUUCACAGUAAAUUUUAGAUGAUGCAACUGUAAGACAUGCUAGCUAUUAUUAUAGCAAACUACUGGUUGUAGAUGUUUUUAAGGAAUAUCUUAUACUCCACUUUUAAAUACUCUUAUAUAAAAAUCACAUACCUGGCAUUCAUGUGCCAAAUCAGCAGUUAAAAGGAUAAUUUCUUAGCCUGGAAGAGCCUUCCUUUAUACUGUGUAUCUCAACACCAAGCAGUGUUCUUGGCUGUUACAUCUUUGGCUUUUUAUACACUAUAGCAGGGAAACCUUUGCUGAGUUUGAGUAAUUCAUGAAACAAUAUUCUAUGUUUGCUAUUUUUGAACUUGCCAAAUUGCUGAGGGUACAAAAGGGUGGAGAAAACGCAUGCUAGAAUAUUGCAAAACUGCAGCAGACUUUUCUGAUGUGGACUAAGUCUAAUUAUGCAGAAAAUACCAAUUAGAAACACACAGCUUGGUUCCCAAGAAUUCUGCAUUAGAUUUCAUUCGUCAUUAACUGCUUAACUGUUUCUUGUGACAAAACUGUAUUCUGUACAGUUUAAAGGCCAACACUUUUGUCAUGUUAGGAGGGGAGAUUCCCCAUUAAAAAUAAGAAUUAAGGAUAGGCUUCAUCUCAGAUACACUGAAACUGAGUAAACAGCCUAGGUCUUAACCUCUAGAUGACAUAGAAGUGAGUCUGCCAAUCCAAACUUGUUAAAUCCAGCUGAUUUAUAGAAUUAGUGUUACUCAUUUUUCCCUAUGCUACACGUAACAAUCACAAGCAAAUGAUACUACUCUGCCAAGGAGCAGCCUUCCCUUUUUGCAGCUUGCAAGGUCUUGGUGGCAAGCCCUAAGCAGAAACCCUAGGUACACAAACCCCUGCAUUUCCAGAACAAGAGGCUUCAGGCUGACUCAGUCUAAUGAAAGAGAAUCGGGAAUAACCAGGCAUGUCUUGCACAAUCAUAACUUCUCAGAGGGACACAAUCACCAAAGUUGAUAAACCUCUGGGUGCACAGCCUAGAAUAUCUUCUGCAGUUGAAGACUCGUGACUGCAGCGUCAUUACCAAAAAAGAAUAAACACCGUAUGUAUUCGUUACAUCAAGAAUCUCAAAAUUUGUCUUAAUCCAUAGCAGAGAGUGUCCCAAUGCUAUGCUCCUUUGGAGUGUCGUUGCUUGAGGAAUGGAAAGACUAUGAGCUAAGCAGAAAGAAAAGUUAAAUGGGGACUGAAAAUUACAUGACAGCUCCUUGUCUUCAUGCAUAAUUAUUUACUGUGCUGUUUAUGACUCAGUCUACUAUAACAGUAUUUUUAUAGUGCAAUCUGUAUAGCUUCUUAGAAAGCCUAAAACAUCUUUAAGAACUGCAGAAACCAAUAAAAGAUUCCAUCACAAUGUCAGAUUGAAGUUCAUAACUGUGUUUCUUGUGCAGAUGCUGUUCCACAAUUCUACUUGUCUUUAGAUCUGUGUUUCUUCAAAUAGUAAUGCUUCUAUCUCAAGGGGACUCUCAAAGGAGAGUUCAAAGAAGGUCAUGAACUGUUUAUACUGCUCAGAGAACAACUACUUGCCUAACUGCUCCCAGCAAUUAAAUGUAGUUACCUCUUCCCUGGAGAACGUAAAUACUUGCAGCAAUUACAUCUAUCUCCUUCCUCCUAAUAUGGAAGAACUCACUGUCUGAGAAGAGGGGAAUGGUAAUCAAAGACAGAAAGGCUCAAAAGGACAGCCAGCCCACGAAACAGGAGAAACCUUGUGUUAGAUGAUGCUUCAGUAGUGUAUCCUCUCACUAUUUAACUGUGGGGUUUUUCACCACAUGCACACUUUCAGACAGGGUGAAGUUGCACUUUCAGGUUCCACAGUAUAGAAAGCAAAGUCUUCACAGUAAAAGGCAGUUAAAAAAAAAACCCAAACAACAAUAAAAUGUGCCAAACCACACAGCCCUUAACAUUUAGUAAAUACCCAGAAGGACUACCAGCUAAACACUGCCCCACAGCAAAACUCGUCUGUCUACACGCUUUUGUUAUAGGAAUUUGUCUGCAACAAAUUAGUUACUGGAGCACAAGCACUAGUAUUAGUGGAUAGCACAAAUACAAGCUAGGUGGAAAGUGGAUGGAGAGCAGCUUUGAGAAAGACUUGGGUUGGUUCAUGAGGUCAACAAAACCCGGCAGUGUGCGCUUGCAGCCCAAAAAUCCAACCAUAUCUUGGGCUGAUCAAAAAAACUGUGGCCAGCAGGUUGAGGGAGAGGAUUCUUCCCCUCUACUCCACUCCUGUGAGACCUCAUCUGGAGGACUGCAUUCAACUUUGGGGCCCCCAACGUAAGAAAGACAUGGACCUGUUGGAGCGAGUCCAGAGGAGGGCCACAAAGAUGAUCAGAGGGCUGGAGCACCUCUGCUACGAAGACAGGCUGAGACAGUUGGGGUUGUUCAGCCUGGAGAAGAGAAGGCAUCCAGUGAGACCUUAUAGCAGCCUUCAAGUACGUAAAGAGUGCCUACAGGAAAGCUGUGGAGGGACUUUUUCCAAGAGUGUGUAGUGAUACGAUACAGCGGAAUGGCUUUAAUCUGAAAGAGGGUAGAUUUACAUUAGAUGUAAUGAAGGAAUUCUCCACUACGAGGGUGGUGAGGCACUGGCACAGGUUGCCCAGGGAAGUUGUGGCUGCCCCAUCCCUGGAGGUGUUCAAGGCCAGGUAGGAUGGGGCCUUGAGCAACCUGAUCUAGUGGAAAGUGCCUUUGCCCAUGACAAGGGAGCUGGAGCUGGAUGAUCUUUUAAGUCCCUUCCAACUCAAACUAUUCUAUGAUUCUAUAAUGUUGGAAAUUAUGGAGUCAUUUUGAGGUUUCUCAAGUAACUAUAGCAUGUUCUGGGAAUUCCCGAGAGUUGCAGGCUAAGAUCAGGUAAACGGAACAUGAUCGAUUUCGCCAAUCCAGAAAACCAGAUGCUUUAGCUUAUGGAUAGCUAUAUAGGAAUUGGAUGACUGAAAGGAACAUACUAGAGAACUGCAAAACCUCAGUGGAUCAAUUGAUGAUGUUUGUUGGCGACCUUCUUGUCAUACUGCAACAAGUGCAGAAAGCUUCCUAUGGUUAAAAGGAACUUCAUGUUAUCAUACUCAGAAGCCCAUUUUCCUUUUCUAAUCCUCACCUUCUUCUGUGCCAGACUUUCUCGCUGAGCCAGUUUGCUUCCUGCUCCAGCCUUCCACUUAGAUGUCUCUUAAAAGCCAUGUUUAUGUUUCAGCACGAGCAACUGUUUGAUAAUCAUUUGUUAGUGAACAACUGUUUGUUAACACUUAACAUCAAGAACUGUGAGCUACAUAAACAUUUGUUAACCUUCAAAAUAUCCUUCCAUAUAUAAACCCUCUCCACAUUACUUAUGUGGAAAAGGCUGAGUAUUAAAUGCAGCUUGCGUUUGUUUGGAAUUUGUUUUUUUCAAGACAUCAUCACAUCCUGGAUUUAUAUCAGUUUCAUUUUAACUGUGGUGUGACAUUUUCCAGCUUCUAUUCCUCUGGGAACAGCUGCUGCAGCCUUGUCUUUCAUUUGCAUGGGGGGGAGGGAGGGUUCCUUGGAGUUGCUUCAAGGCUCACAAACUGUUGACACAAGGCAGACAUGAAAUGCCUCAUUGAACCAAAUCCAGGCCCAGUAAAUGCAAACAAUUCAACACUGAAACUAUCUGCCAGCUGCAGCUGAUUUGAGAAAAUUUUUGUUGUGCCAGGAAAAACCUUUUCCUUCAAUGAGGUUGUCCCUGGAAUACAUUAGGAGCCACAAAACACAAAACAAUAUCCUUGGUAAAGAGGUUAUUUUCUUUUCCCUAGUAUCACUUAAGAUAGGUUGGAAAAUUCAUAUCAUGCAGGAGGGCUGAGAAAAGCCCGAGGUGCUAGUUUUGGUUUACUAGCCAGUCAUUAGAUGAAGAUGUUUGUCUGAGUAGGAGGAAAUCUAUGGCUGCAAGUAAACGUGAUAUGGCUAGUGGCAAGGGAAAAAGGCUCUGUUGUGCUCAGAAAGUUCAAACACCCAUUAAUCUUGCUAGGAUAAGGGAAUAGCCAUAAAUAUGUGGAGUAGCACACAUGAGGGAGGUCUAGUCAGUCCUACGUUUUGCCAGGUAGUGGUAUGAGCUACCACUUACUUUUGCUGUACUCCAAGCUAAGGAGCCUGCAGA
Messenger RNA from Cuculus canorus (common cuckoo), 5080 nucleotides. RefSeq names its product interleukin 17D (gene IL17D). Gene Ontology annotation, molecular function: cytokine activity. Gene Ontology annotation, biological process: inflammatory response. Bases 113 to 700 code for a protein of 195 amino acids. The record is from RefSeq and is a predicted model, not a curated record. Lineage: Eukaryota; Metazoa; Chordata; Aves; Cuculiformes; Cuculidae. The transcript has 3 exons. Gene Ontology annotation, cellular component: extracellular region.